Messenger RNA from Suillus subalutaceus, 4563 nucleotides. RefSeq lists its product as uncharacterized. The coding region runs from base 1 to 4563 and encodes 1520 amino acids. The transcript has 7 exons. NCBI's taxonomy places the organism in Eukaryota, Fungi, Basidiomycota, Agaricomycetes, Boletales, Suillaceae. The record is from RefSeq and is a predicted model, not a curated record.
AUGCGCAUUAUACGCGUCGUGCGUCUCGACGCGUCUCGUCAACGUCUCAUACUCACACUCUUUAGCAUAAAUUCUACUAUGGGCUCGUUACAAUGGCACAUGCAUACCUUCGGGUCCUCGGAUGACGUGUCCGAUGACUGUAGUGACUGGGACUCAGAUACGAGUUCCAGUUCACGUCAGACGAACUUAGACUUACGACGUUCACGUCGUUCUGUUUCUAUCGACUCUACCGAUUCAUUUGGGCCUGUGUACCCCUUGGACGCCUUCCUAGAGUCGGUAGUUGCACCAGAAGAUCUGCCAGACGCUUAUGAGUUAGCAAUAACCCCUGAUGACUUUGUUUGUUCAGACUCGGACGACCCUGAAUCAGAACCGGAAAUGGAAUAUGACAACGACGAACUCCUUAUAUUAAAUACCCCCGACGCGCUCUAUCAGCUGUAUCGCAAGGACAAGCUACAAGUCCGGAUUAACGCCUCCAAGCGGUGGGAACUUCUGUGUCCGGACUGCGCAGAGUGGUGUCAGACUGGCAUACACUCUGGUAUUGACUUAUGGAUCCCAGGACAAUUCGUGUCCCUGAGCAAUCAUCGGGGGAGUCGGAAAUGCCAUCAGAAGGCAGCUCAGAAACAGCUGCGCGCGCCUGAGAAAGACAACAACAUGUGUAACGUACCGGCAACAUGUUCCUCCCAGCUAGUUACCUCAAAUGACACGAGGGUAUUACGGUUUGCUGCUGCUCCUACUCAUUGUGCUGGUCUUGCUGUCGUCUGGCCCGAUGACCUUUGGCCAUUCACAAUGCUUUUUCCUUGGGAACGAUAUCAUGAGGGUCCGGACUCCUUACCUUUCCUCGUCGACCUCAGCAUUCCCAGCAAACCUCGAGCGUAUUCCAAGCACUGCAAGCUGGUCACUUCUCUUGAGGGUGUUCCAUGUGAUGAGUGUGCUGAAAUCUCACAGCACAUCACACACCUUGCAGACGCUGCACGCAACCCCAAAUCACACACCAAUUACCACUUCCUAGGCCUUGCGCACAUGCAAGAUCUCGCCAAAGGCUAUGCCGAUCAAACAAGGCAAUUGAAACUUCAGGGACUCAAUGAUUCACGCAAACACAUGACCUCACUCACCCAACUUGAUGAUUAUCAUCGUCUUCUCAUGGCCAUCUCUGAGAAAGACAUCCCUCGGCUUCACCAGGUCGUCAAUGUGGCGUUACGCAAUGGCACCAGCAUCCGGGAGAUAGUCAACAAGCUUGAGGACGCGCUCGAGGGCGUAUAUCCUCCACGAGGCUACGGGGCCAAUGACUUGGACAUAGCGACGUUAGUCUUGCAAAUUGGUGGCCAUCAGCUUCUCUUCGUGCUCAACCAAGGUCUUGGUCUCCCCUCCAUCCGCACUCUUCGCACUAGGUCCACCUUUACCACACUCACUCCGACCAUCGGGCCUAUCCGUGAUGACCAGUUCGAUGCGAACAUUCAUUCUGUAGUUCUAAGCUCUCGUACUGAUAUCGCGACCCCGCAUGGAGUCAGUCUCAUGGUUGAUGAAAUCGCCCUGGAAGAGAUGGUGGUUCACCUUGGCAAAUACAACAAGAUUGCCGGUCUUUGCUGGAAACAUUCACAUGUUGUUGACCCCGUCCUCUGCACUUAUGACUCUGCCAUCACCAUCGCGCAGAAAAUCCAAGAUGGUGAUGUUCAUCUUGGGAAGGAGCUUACCGUCAUAGGAGUCACAUGCUUUGGAGAGGAUGAACUAUACCCUAUUUUAGCAGCGCCUACCUGCAAGACGGAAGACGCUAGUGAUAUGGAGGGUUUGCUUGCUCGUGCAAUUGGGCGGUGGAAUGCUACUGGAGCAGCUUCAGUUGUUGGACCGGUGUGGUCCUUUGCAACUGACGGGGAUGCUACUCGGUGUGCAGCGGGGCACCGACUUUUCCUUAGGAAUCCUUUGUCCUCAGACUCAGAGCUCUACGGUAUUCUUGGGAACAUGCCUGGCUUGAACACCAUGACAGGUGAUGCCGAGGUAACACUCGAUUUUGACUUUAAGCAUAUCUUCAAACGUUUCUGCACUCUGAUCUGCUCCCCUGCGGGAAUCGUACUCAAUAACGGGUGUAUCAUCAAUUCAAUGAUGCUGGCACGGUACCUCGUUUGGUUACCUGCAUAUGACGAAACAAGCGUCAUCAAACUCCUCCACCCUGACGACCCACAAGAUGUACCCCGUGCAAUUGAGCUUAUGCAGGCCAUAGUCGACUUCUCGAAAUCGCAGCACGCCCUUCUCAAUGAUUCGUUUUUGUCCAAUGUCGAGACACAUGCGGACCUGAUGUCGAUUACACUUCUGAGUCACGUCCUUGAAUCCAUCCUCAUGCCGUUUAUCAAUACCAAGCUCUCCCUAUCCGAACAAGUCCAUCAUCUCAGUUGUUAUUCUCACCUUGCUUUCACCAUCUUCCGUAUUCAUCGACAUUCAUUCAUGCCAUUCCAGCUUUACUACGACACUCAGACAGCUGUCAAGAACGUCAUUUUCAAUAUCGCAAAGCAGCAAGUUCUUGACCGUAACGCAUCAUUCUUCCUUGGGGAUUGUGGAGACGAUCGACUUGAACUCAUGUUCGGUCAGUCGCACAUGAUCGGUGGACAUAAUUCUGGGUGUACGUAUUCCCAGGCCCUUGAUCGUCUCGGUGCAGCAAAGGACAUUGAUGGUGUGUUCAAACGACACCCUGAACUCAAUCCUGGCCAUCAGUGUCUCAGUCUUGGCAAACAUAUCGAAGAUGUUGACCACAUCAAUCGGCAAAUGUGGAGGGGUGACAUCAUUUGCGGUCGCUGUGACCUUCCAUCAGCGUGGCGACAAGGACGUGAAAUCGCGCUUUCUAUUCUUACAUCCUCCCAGAUCGACCCCAUCAAUUAUUCAUUCACUGAACUGUUCCGUGAUCCAGGAACAGACAUACUUCGUCCUCUAGGUAUGAAUAAGUACUUUGGCAUUGCAGAAGAAGAUCCCGAGGACUCUAGCCGUGUCCCCAAUCCCCUUCCUGAUGUCCCUGUGUCUAUGCCCUUGCAGGUCUUGGAGACUAUAAUACCUAAUUCUGAGGCUGGUGAGAUUCAGGGGGUCUAUAUGGGCACUGAAGAGGACGAUGAAGAACCUAUGUUGACUUUUGAAGAAGCCCUUACCGCGGAAUGUGUCUCAGCUGUGCCUGGCACUCCAUCCCACCCCUUUCCGAUAGAUCCUUCUAUCCCUGCUCUCGUUCAAGGUCCUGGCAUUCGCACUGACGACUACCUACUCUACAAAGAUCGUUGGAUACACAAACAGACUAUUUGCCAGCUCGUGAUCAACAAGGAGUUCAUAUCCAAAUCCUUCAACCGACUUGAGCGUGUACAUGGCUAUACCAAGGUCAAUAAGAGGAUCAAUAUGUGUGCCGGGCGCAUCACUGAUCAAAACUUGUUUCUCGUUGGCGACGUAUUCCUCACUAUCCUCCGAUCAGCUCGUACUAUAUCUAUCGCCAUCCUUCGCUCUAUUUUGGUCACUCUUAAUGAUGUUUCCCGGUCAUCGAUUAGCACGACGUUAAUGAAGGCUUCUCGUACUACAGCAAAAGUUACCGGACAGCUUCUCACCCUUGUGCCUACACUUCACCCGGCUCUCAAGAUCCUCUGUCGUUCCUCUGGAAUGGAGGAUACAUCAAAGCUCGGUCCGCUAUCCCAGGAACAACAGAGUCUACGGAACGUAUCCGACAAUUUUUCGGAGAUUCAAGGGGGGCAAAGUACUUGGCAAGUGUCAUAUGGUACCCUUCAAGCGGCAUGCGAGCUCUUGUGGAUGAAGGCAGUCGAAGCAAAAGUACCUCUCAAGUCUAUUGCUUGUAUCACUCCUUCAGAUGCCAAAGAAUUCCCUUACCAACUCUCCGAUGGUACACCUGCUGUUGUCUCUGUCGAAGCAUGUAAUUUGCUUACGGCGUCCGAAGGCAAGCGGAUCACCAUGUGCCCACUCUGUGAAGCGAAGGUUGCCGACAUGCGCUCUCAUAUUGGCCAGCACAUUUUGCAUGCAUUAAGCAACACACCAGAGAAUGUCAGUUUGAAGGAACCGGUUGGCAAUGUGCUUCCUUGCGGUUUUUGCGGCCGCUCUGGACUACCGGGGUGUUCUAUCACCAUCAAAGUCCCUGCCAGCGGCCCUCCAGUCUGGGAGACGAAGUGUAUCUACCAGCACACCUUCAAGUACGGAUUUGCAGAGACAGGUUCCAAGAACAAACCUUGUCGGAAUGUUCCCCUCAAAUGUGCUCUUUGCUACCCUACUCUCCCUCCUGAACCUGGAAAGUCAAUGCGCAGGACGCCAGUCGUAUCCGUCGAUGCUGUCUGGAGGUACAACAUGGUCAACCACAUACUCAAUGAGCAUGAGGAAUACUCAGUGCCCGGGCAUAGAGUGUUGGGUGUCGCCUUGCCGGCGGUGGUCUGGAUGGAUGUCAAGCUGACUGAGCUUGAACAAAGCGCCUCCCGCAUUGCGAAAGAGCGCUGGCAGGUGGGACAGGAGAGUGAUAAGGAGAACAUCCCUGCAUCUGGUUCACGCACACGCAAACGUCCUGCCCUUGAGUCGGCCGCAUCCCUACCUUCGAAAUGA